AUGACGCAGCCCGCCUCUUCCUUAUCGAGGCGGCGUUCGGUCGCCAAGAAGGCAAUCGCCUUGGCCACCGCCGCUCUCGCCCUUUCAUCUCGUGCAUCGGCAGCCAAGAAGGCCGGUACCUACGAGAUCGUCAACAGAGACUCGCUCGCUUCCGCCAUGAUGCUUGGUGUCAUGGAUGAGGAGAACGUCUUCAUUCUCGACAAGGCUGAGAACAACUCCCAAAGAUUGGCGGAUGGUCGUCCAGUUUGGGGUUCCUUCUACAACCUCGCCGACAACUCCGUCACUGGUGUUUCCGUCACUACCAACACCUUCUGCGCUUCCGGUGCAACUCUUGGUAAUGGCACUUGGGUCGUUGCUGGUGGUAAUCAGGCCGUCGGUUACGGUGGUGCUGCUGUGCCCCAGAACCUCAGCCCUUACCAAGAUUAUGACGGCACUCGUGCCAUUCGUCUUCUCGAGCCUGGGUCCAAGACAUGGAUCGACUCGCCAUCCACUUCGACAACUCAGGUCAACAUGAUGCAGUCCGCCCGUUGGUACCCUGGUAUCGAGGUUCUUGAAGACGGUAGUGUCCUUUUUGUCGGGGGUGCCGUAGGUGGCGGUUACAUCAACCGAAACACCCCCAACGUCGACCCCUACUACCAAGGCGGGGGUUCCAACCCCACCUACGAGUACUUCCCCUCCAAGGGCGCACAGAGGGUCUGCGACUUCAUGGGCAAGACUUCCGGUCUUAACAUGUACCCGCACACCUACCUCAUGCCCUCAGGCAAGAUCUUCAUGCAGGCCAACUACAGCACUGUCAUGUGGGAUCACGUCAACAACAACGAAACCGCUCUUCCUGAUAUGCCCGGCCAAGUCAUUCGAGUCUAUCCGGCUUCCGGUGCCGUCGCCAUGCUCCCGCUCACUCCCGAGAACAAGUACACUCCUACCAUUCUCUUCUGCGGUGGCAGUGUAUUGAGCGACCAGCUCUGGGGAAACUACGCCGGUCCUGGUGGCAACAUUCUUGGCAUCACCGCUUCUACCGACUGCUCAUCCAUCUCUCCCGAAGACAACCAAGGUAAUGCCAACCCUAACGUCCAGUACGUCAAGGAGGGCGACCUUCCCGAGGGUCGUUCGAUGGGCCAAUUCAUCCACCUUCCGGACGGAACUAUGGUCAUCGUCAACGGUGCCAAUAAGGGUACUUCUGGUUACACCAACGCCACCUACAACACCAUUCAGUACAACGGCAGAACCAUCGUUACCGAGGGACUCUCUCAGGACCCCACCUACGUUCCCGUCAUCUAUGAUCCAUCUAAGCCACAGGGUCAGCGCAUCACCAAUGCCGGUCUCUCGGCCUCCACCAUCGCUCGUCUCUAUCACUCGAGUGCCGUUCUUCUCCCCGAUGGCUCCGUUAUGGUUGCUGGUUCCAACCCACACCAGGACGUCACCCUCGACAUGCCCACUGGUACCACGCCCCAGGCGUUCAACACCACCUACGAGGUUGAAAAGUGGUACCCUCCCUACUGGGACUCGCCUCGUCCUCAACCGCAGGGCAUGCCCACCUCGAUCCCUUACGGCGGUCAGCCCUUCAACAUCACCGUUGACGGCAACUUCAUGGGCGACUCGGCCAACGCAAAGGCUGCCAACACCAAGUUUGCCAUCAUCCGUCCUGGUUUCUCCACCCACGCCAUGAACAUGGGUCAGCGUGCCGUCUACCUCGACUACACUUACACUGUCAACGAAGAUGCUUCGGUCACUUACAUGCUCAACCCUCUUCCAAACACCAUCUACAUGAACCGUCUCAUCGUGCCCGGUCCCGCCCUCUUCUUCGUCACUGUUGGUGGUGUGCCCAGUAUGGGCAAGAUGAUCAUGGUCGGCACUGGCGCUACUGGAACUGGGAACGUUCCUUUCACUGCCAACCUCGGAUCUGCUCUUGUUACGCUUCCUGCUGCUCUUAACAGCACCAAGUACACUGCUGCUCUUUCCAGACCUGGAGACUCAAGCUCCAGCUUUGGCCUCGGCAAAAUCAUUGGAAUUGCCGUCGCCGGUGCCGCUGUUCUGGCUCUCAUCGCUCUCGGGAUCUGCCUCUGGAGGCGCAAGGGUAGGAACUCGCGCAACGAGAAGCCCUCUUCGCGACAGUCGGCCGCUGCUUGGACCAGCCGCGACCUUGGCUCUGGUCCCGAGUACAAGCGCGUCGACACCCCUGUUGGUUCGGUUAACGGCCGAUUCGGUGGCGGUAGGAUGGACAGCUCGCACACCUUCGAGUCAUACCGCAUGAACGACCAGGGCAGCGUCAGCGAAGGCAAGGAGGCUCUUGGAGGUUACUACGAUGCACCACGAAGUGGCAGCCGCGCUGGUUUCGCCCCUAGCCCACUUGCUUACGAGGGUCAGCACGCUCGCGGCGGCUCUCAUGGCACUCAAGGCACUCAAUACCAGCAAGGCUGGGGCGAGUACCACGCUGGUGACGCUGGCGCAUACUACGAAGACAACACCAGCAGGUACGCCGGCGGACAGAGCUAUGAUGACUACCCACCGCAGAACUACCCGCAGCAAAGCUACCAGCAGCAGUACCACCAGCAGCAGCGCCAACACUACGACAGCCCACGUCAACACCAGCAAGGAUCGGGUAGCUACUCUAGCCGCCGCUGA
Molecule: messenger RNA, 2622 nt
Organism: Ustilago hordei
Lineage: Eukaryota; Fungi; Basidiomycota; Ustilaginomycetes; Ustilaginales; Ustilaginaceae
Product: putative glyoxaloxidase 1
Exons: 1
Coding region: 1-2622 (873 amino acids)
Source: RefSeq, a predicted model, not a curated record